AUGGCCCACAGCACGGCCAAGCAGCUGUGGCGGGCGGCCCAGAGCGGGCUGGACGAGGUGCUGCAGGGAGAGGCGGCCACGCGGGAGACAGAGGAUGCGGCGGAGCUGCUCCGGAUGCGGGAUGCGCUGUUCCUGAAGUACGUGGGCAUCGUGCGGGCACUGCAGGAGGCCCAGGACCAGUUGGUGCAGCCACAGAAGCGGCGGCUGGUGGAGAGGCUGCUGCCAGCGCUGAUGGGGAGGGUGCUGGAGCUGCGGCGGAUGCAGGUUGAGAACGGCAUGAGUGAGUUCCGAUUCAUGGACCACGUCAUGCAGGACCUCAAGCUCACACCCGUGAGUGUGCAAAGCUAGUGUGUCGAUCAGUGUGCGAGGGGGUAGUGUGUCAGUGAGUGUGCAAGGGUGUGGUUUCUGUGCUGAGGCAGGGGCUGCUAUGCCUGUGAGUGCAAGGCAAGAGCUACUGUGUCAAUGAGUGUGCAAGUGGGUAGUGCCAGUGAUUGCAUCAGCAUGUGUUGGUGAAUGUGCCUAUAAGUGUGCGAUGGGGGGCUAGUGUGUCAGUGAGUGUGUGAGGCUGGGGAAAGUGUCAAUGCAUGGAUCAGAGAGCGUGUCCGUGAGUGUGUAAUG
Molecule: messenger RNA, 618 nt
Organism: Amblyraja radiata (thorny skate)
Lineage: Eukaryota; Metazoa; Chordata; Chondrichthyes; Rajiformes; Rajidae
Product: IQ and AAA domain-containing protein 1-like
Exons: 2
Coding region: 1-348 (115 amino acids)
Source: RefSeq, a predicted model, not a curated record